Molecule: messenger RNA, 411 nt
Organism: Mesorhabditis belari
Lineage: Eukaryota; Metazoa; Nematoda; Chromadorea; Rhabditida; Rhabditidae
Source: the annotation of a GenBank genome assembly
AUGUUCACUACUCUUUUGAUAUUUUGUUUGCUUUUCUUGAAAACGAGUAAUGUUUAUUGUGCUCUUCUUGACAAUGGGGUUAAGAAUGUUGCUGUGAGAGGACGAGUAACCUGCAAUGGAUUGCCGCUCAAAAAUGUUCAAGUUUUGUUGAGUGACCAAGAACAAAUUGAUGAAGCCAAAACUGACUGGAAUGGAUAUUUUCAACUAACGAGUAAAACCAGCAAAACUGCUCCAAAUGUGAUGUUCUAUCAUAGUUGCAAUAAUGGAAAAUCAAGAUGUCAGCGAAGAUUUACAAAAAACAUCCCUGUAAGCACUGGAUCGAUCACUCCGAUAAACUAUGAUUUUGGAAUGAUUGAAUUAUCAGCAAAAAGACCAGAUGAGAUAAACGAUUGCUCAAGAAGAAAACGAAAA